CUUGUGACUCGCUUUCGUGAACGGACGCAUCGCGCUUUGGGCAUUUCUGUGCUUCUUGGGCUCUCCUCAGUGGCUCCUGGACAGGCUCGAGGGAUUCUCCCAGGUGAAGUGUGUUUGUGCUCCUGGACGACGUCCUCGACUUCCGUUUCCUCCCUUGCGACGAUCAGUGAAAAUUGCGCGUGUGCCAGAUUUAUUUCGGUGAAGAGUUGGUUUUGUGCAGAGAAAGAGAGGCUCAACUUCUGCAUUGGAGGUUUAAUUGAGCAGCAAAAUUGGAGAGACGAAGGUUUUUCUGGCUAAAUACAGUGCUGUGUGUCUCUUGAUUGCAAACAAUUUCUGGCGAGCAGAAGAUUUUCCAUCUGCAGACAAACCGCAAAGCUGCUGUUUUGGUUUUGCAUGCGUCACACAAUAAUCGCAUGAGGAGAGCAGCCAAUUGGUGCCACUCGUGGAGAAUGUGACGACAGAGGAGUUGGCUAUUUGUGCGAAGACAAGACGAUCUUUAAGUGCGUUCUCUAAUUAACCUUUAGCGUCAACGCAAUUGACAUAAUGGGAACAAAAUCACCGGGAACGCCGCAGAGAUGCCGCCUCAUCCUCAACCAGUGUCUGGCCAUUCAACUGAGCCGUCCCGGAAAUACACCAGAGGACUUUUGGAUGUACGACUCGGGCUACAUGAUAUUCCAGAACUUCCUCGCUGCGAAUGCCCAAUGCUGGUGGAAUGGGCCUCUGACUGCUGCCACGCGGGCGCUCAAGUACGUCGGACACGUCUCUCCCGGAAUCCUGCUCGUGACUGCGGAACCGUGUGCCUUGGAGGUGUUGCGCGGCGCUUACGCCAGGAGUGUCUUGAAACCACCCCCAACUUACAUCAUCAGCUCAGUCGGCGACAUUGACGACUGCAUCCUCACGCCGAUUGCCAAGGGACAGUUUACACCCCUUCCGGAGGCCCUGUGUGACGUCAUCAUGGAUCUCACAUCGCAAGGACAGUCGGCCACGCUUGAGAAUCUUAAGAUAAAGCUGACAAUCAGAUUUCCACACAUGCAACCGCCGUCAGUUGAGACGAUCUACGACACGCUGGUUCAGCUGAUGCAGGAGCGGAAGAUCUACCAAACGGCCAAGGGAUACUUUAUCGUAACACCAGAACGUCGAAGAAGUCGAUCUCGACCGCGGGAUCAUCGAUCUUUGGACGAAACUUACGAGGACGAGCCACAGGAGGCGCGAACCAUUCUCCUGACCAACUCAGAGGCACUUCACAAUCUCUACGGUGAGAUAUCAACGGAGAGAGACGGCGACUUGACUCACCAGUGCAUUCAGACCAAUCUGGCGGAUGUUAUCUGCGGUGGCAAUCCCAAUGACAAGAUCAUGUACGCCAGAAGCUCAAAGCGCCGAAGUGCCUCAUUUCCAGCCCCACGGAGUCUCGAGAGGCGUCACAGCAUGAGACUCUUCGGCUCCUCCAAGCGACUCCAGAGAUGCUCCUCAACAAGAAGCCUCACGAAGACGUACGCCCUCGCCGUGACGGCGGACAGCAGCAGCUCGGAGAACCAAAGCACAGACUCGUCGUCGCCGAAGAAGGGCUCUCUGCUGUCACGACUCUUCCGGCGCAGUGGACGAUCGAAGCAGCGCCAGAUCGAGACUUUCUCAGCACAAUUUCCGCCUCUUGAGUGGUUCAACUCGCGCGCCGUUCACCUUCACAGCGUCGGCACUCAGACCACAGAUCACGACGUCCCGAUGACGCACACUCUGUCCAAUUCCACUUUCUACGACGGUUCGGAGCUGAGUCAGCGAUCAUCCACGCUUCCGCGACGCCAUCGUCGGCACAUGUCCAGCGAGUCGACAUUCUUGAUCUGGUCCAGGGAUUGCUCGCCCAUCAGACGGAGAUCCCCGGCCUACUGUAGCGGCAGCCUGCCGCGAUCCACGCACUCCAUCCCAUCUUCGGUGAAGCCCACGGCCAAAUCGCUGGCCUCCAAGAGCGUCCUGGAUGAGCAGAAUCGCGCCAAGGCGAAGCAGCGGAUCGACGAUCCGCGCCACUUCAGACACCUCCACAGCGGCCCAUCCAGCAUCGAGAGCGGCAAGACGUCCCUCCUGUCCGGACCGUCGAGCAUCGACAGCGGGAAGAUGACGCUCAGCCGCACCAGCGGACACUCCAGCUUGGAUUCGCAGGCCUCGACGUCCUCCAGGCCGCCGAAAGUGGGCAUCUCGCCGCGCUCCUCGCCCAGCCAUCAGAAGGUGAAGCCUCACCUGCGACAGACCACGUCCACGGGCAGCUCCACGAAGGGCGAGGAGGUGCCGGUGAGCCGAGUCGCCGGCUCCACGUCCAACAACUCCAUCACCCUCCAAGUUACCACGUCGGGGAACGUCGCGACGCCGCCCAGCACGAAGAUCUUCGUCCAGAACUCACCAGUGCGCAGCGUGAUCACGCUGGAGAACGGGAAGCUGUGCGACAACCCCAAUGUGUUCAUCAUCAACAAUGAGACUGUGAAGAAUGCCAACGGAGAGCUCAUCCAGAGGCACCUCACGAAGAUCCCGCCACCGCUGGAGACACAGUUCGAUGACUCAGAGACCGGCGACUCGCUGUCCCUCAUCAGCGAGAACUCGCCCAAUUCCAGCGUCACGCCGCUCAUCAACGAGAUCCUGGAUGCCGAGAACACCAAGUUCACGAAGAACGUGAACAACGACGCCACGAUGAACAACAGCCGCAAGAUGGGCAAUCAGUGCAACAACGGACGCAACAUCGUGUACAAGAACGUGCUGAAGAGCAACGAGUCGGAUCCCACGUCGCCGGUGAACAACAAGAACGUCUUCCGGUUCAGCGACGAGGUGGCGGGCUCGAUGGGGAAUCUGCGCAUCGUGGACAAGCUCAACUCGCACUGUGACUUGAAGAACUUGCAGAUGGAUCGCAAGGCGCUGACCUCGAGUCCCGCCAUCAACACCGACUCCCUGGCGCACAUACUGCAGAAGAACAUCGUGGCCGUGGGCAGCGAGCCGAAUCUCGUGGCCAAGAACACGGAGUGCAAGAAAGUGCUGGACAAGAGCAACAUCGACAAGGAGCAACUCGAUCGCCGACUCAGUCUGUCCAAGGAGGUUUCCGGCACCACUUCCGGCGGCGAUCUGUACAACUUUCCCAGCCUCACGGAUCUGAGCUUCAACUUCACAUCCUUGGCGGCACAGAAGAUCCUCCAGGGCGUCAGCAUCAAUAGCAUCGACACACUCGUGGAGCUGAACAUGGCCAACAGCCAGGACAAGAGCAAGCCCGGCCAUCUGCCGUCCCUCUGCACGGACUACGGCAUGAUCUGAGCCCGCCACGAGACCACAAUCAAGUGCCAAAUGCUACUAUGCAACUCUGCAAUGCGCAUUGUAACCACUCUCGGAGACCAACUAAUCCCUAACAUCCGUAGAUUAUCUCCUCAAGUAUCAAAACUUAACUCCUAUCUAAAUACAAUGUAAUAUAUAUAAUAUUUGAGUAAAUAAUGGAGGUUAAUAAUGCUAUUAAGUAGCACUAAUUACUAAUAAACAUAUUGAAUCAAUAAAAGCUUCUCUACAUUUACACUGAAA
Molecule: messenger RNA, 3543 nt
Organism: Phlebotomus argentipes
Lineage: Eukaryota; Metazoa; Arthropoda; Insecta; Diptera; Psychodidae
Gene: knockout
Exons: 11
Coding region: 544-3285 (913 amino acids)
Biological process (GO): positive regulation of transcription by RNA polymerase II
Cellular component (GO): cytoplasm; nucleus
Molecular function (GO): DNA-binding transcription activator activity, RNA polymerase II-specific; RNA polymerase II transcription regulatory region sequence-specific DNA binding
Source: RefSeq, a predicted model, not a curated record